Messenger RNA from Laetiporus sulphureus 93-53, 4080 nucleotides. RefSeq lists its product as uncharacterized. The transcript has 9 exons. The record is from RefSeq and is a predicted model, not a curated record. Gene Ontology annotation, molecular function: histone acetyltransferase activity. NCBI's taxonomy places the organism in Eukaryota, Fungi, Basidiomycota, Agaricomycetes, Polyporales, Laetiporaceae. The coding region runs from base 84 to 3869 and encodes 1261 amino acids. Gene Ontology annotation, biological process: regulation of DNA-templated transcription.
GCGGCGGCGACGGCCAUAUCCCUUGUAUUCUGCUCUAUGCUCAUUUUUCUGCACCCUCAUACCAUUGUCGAGCCUCGUCAGUCAUGAGUGCAUUUGGUCUGCCGGAGGGGGCGGUGUUCCACCAGCCAGAAACUCAAGACUUGACAUGUUCGCCCGGAAGCGGGAUGGACAUACCAAUCGACCCUGCUCUGAGUGAGCCCCAACUUGACCCUGCCUUGUUGAUGCAAAGUGCGGGAGCUACAAAUCUAGAGGCCAUUUGCCCUCCUAUGUCCAUGCAUCAAAAUCUCGUUUCCCAGCAGAGGCAGUACUCGCAAGGACCACAGGGUGAUCCCUUUGCGCCACAACCUCCUGCGUUCAUCACAAUCGAGGGGCCCAGACCAUUACCUCCCAAGCCGGCCAAAAAGAAGCGUACUCCUCGUCGCGAGGAGGAGUGUGGGUUCUGCCAGGGAAAUGAUUCCAAGAACAAGAAGACUGGACAGCCAGAGCUGAUGGUUAGUUGCUCGGAGUGUGGUCGCAGCGCUCAUCCAGGCUGUCUUGGACUAUCUAACAUCGGGGAUCACAUGCGCUCUUAUGCCUGGACUUGCCCUAAUUGCAAGAAGUGUGAGGUCUGCCAUGCGGAAGAGGGCGAUUUCAGAAUGAUUAUAUGUGACUUCUGCGACAGAGGCUGGCACAUGGACUGUCUACAGCCUCCUCUUGCAAAAGCACCUCCAGGGACAUGGCACUGUCCUUUAUGUCCACAGUUAAUGGUACCUGAGCAAAUAUACCCGAUGAAGAGGCAGCAAGAGUUUCAGCUCCCCGGACCCGAGCCAAUAUCACAACAUCCACACUAUUUGACCAAGAUUCUUCCAGAGCCUGGCGCGACUUUCCACGAAUCCUCCGUGGCCUCAUCCUCUCGAAUGGUUAACGGCACAGCGCCAGACACGGUCGGGACAACCGACAGCGCGGACGUUGAUAUUGACUGCGAAGUGCCCUACAAAGCGGCGAACCAGAAAGGCAAGAAAAGGAAUCGCUCGAAAGGGAGGACACUUUCACAAGAUGCGAACGAGCUGGAAGAUCCAGAUGAAACCUCCGCAGCGGCACUUCCUCACAAACGGAUGCGUCUUCGGCUGUCUUCCCCGGUCGCGACUCCCUCAUCCCCACCACCGCCAAAAACGGUCAUCCGCUUGCGUCUGCCGGCGCGCGACAAAGGAAAAGCUCGCGAGGAAGAUCCGCCAGAUGAGGCUGUGGGCAUGUUUGACGAGAUUCUCAGUGAGAAGGACCGAAGCGUCAAGGAAACGUCUAUCGUCGCUCAAGACAAGCAACGUUUCGAAAGGAGUCUCAUCGCUGCCGAGGAGAAGCUGCACCCACCCCCACCGCCUCCUGAGGUCUCUGAUACAGGAGAAGCCGGCCCUUCCACCCGCCCGCUGCGUUCCUCCACGCAUCGUCCGCCACCCUCAUCAGCGGUAUCGGGACCAGCCAGGUCUGAAUCGCCUCCUCGGUCGACUCCCGCGCCCUUGAUGCAGAAGCUGCCCGAUGGACCGCGCAUUCGACGGAUCCGUUUUGGAGACUACGACAUCGAGACGUGGUACGAUGCUCCUUUUCCGGAGGAAUAUGCCAAUAUACCCGAAGGUCGGCUGUGGUACUGUGAGUUUUGCCUCAAGUACAUGAGGAGCAAGUUUAUGGCGGGGCGGCACCAGUUGAAAUGCAAGAUGAGACAUCCUCCAGGCGAUGAGAUUUACCGCGACGGAGCAAUAUCCAUCUUCGAGGUGGAUGGGCGUAGAAACAAAAUCUAUUGUCAGAAUCUGUGUCUACUCUCGAAGAUGUUUCUGGACCACAAGUCAUUAUUUUACGACGUGGAGCCGUUCUUAUUCUAUGUCGUCACAGAAUUCGACGACGUCGGUUCCCGGUUCAUAGGAUACUUCAGCAAAGAGAAGCGGAGCCCGAAGGACUACAAUGUCAGCUGUAUAAUGACAUUGCCGGUCCGGCAACGGCAAGGAUGGGGGCAAUUGUUGAUAGACUUCAGUUAUCUACUGUCUAAGAAGGAACAGAGGGCGGGAUCACCUGAGAAACCGCUCUCUCCUCUUGGCGCACUGGGGUACAGGAGUUACUGGACAUUCGCCCUCAUGCGAUAUUUCCGGACAGCCCCUCCGAACCCUCGCAUAGAAGACAUCAGUGCUGCGACCUCUAUGACAACAGAGGACAUAUACAAUACCCUGAUGCAGCUCAAACUCAUUCGGGUGGAUGACAACGCGCUGCGGCCCAAGCCAUUGCCUGGUCAGGCAAUCAAGUUCCCGAAAGGUCGCAAGAACGGAGUCGCAAGGAAGCACCUUCAGCGUAACCAGACACAGGAUGAUGAGAAGGUCAAAGGGCCCUUCGUCGCUCCGAUCAAGUAUGAGAUACGAUGGGACCCCAUUCAGGUAGAGGAGUAUAUGGCGAAAUGGGAGGCCAAAAAUUACAUUACGCUCAAACCGGAGAAGCUGAAAUGGAGUCCGUUCAUUGUAGCAAGGACGGGAAAGACAGACCAGCUGCCAUCUGACGACAUGGCGAACGGCCGAGCCGCCAGCACUCAGUCGCACGAUCUGACGAACGUUGAGCCAGAGGGCACGCCAGCCCGUACAGCGCCAGUGACUCCCCGAUCUGGUGCACCGAUAGACACCCGGGAGACAAGCGUUAUGGCGACGAAGUCCCCGGCAUUCUCGCUGUUUGAUGAUGACAAUGUGAUAACUAUUUCCUCGUCCCGCAACUCCUCAACACGAGACCAACCCGAAGCAGAGACUGCGCACUCCCCAGGCCGAAGCGCGGCCUCGAUUUCGGUCCCCAACCCAGCAUCGGAACUCGCGCCGGAAUCAGUGCAGGAGCCGGCGCCAGUAAAGUCGCCAGAAGAUGAGCAGGUCGAACGCGACCGCGCGCUAGCGGAGGAGCUUGCGCGGACACUGUUUUCACCGAGUCGGCGGCUACGUAGCAGCGCUGCGACCGACGUCCGUUCGCCAGUGGAAAGACGACGGACGCUCCGUGACGAGGUCUCGACGCGUAAGAGCAAACCUGCUGCAGGGCGGCGGACUCCCGGACACGGGGCCACGGGCAAGCAGGCGCGAGGGAAUGUCGGCGAUAGCGCGGGCAUGGUGGGUGAGGACGAGGAUGCAGCACUUGCUGCGAGACUUGCACGCGAGGAAGAGCAGCGACUACGUCAGCUGCGCUCGAGACCGGCCACCGACCGUCGGGAGGCGAAACGCUCGAGGCCAUCCUCGAGGUCAGCGUCUCCACGCAAGCGAAGGCGCAUAGACUCGUCGCCCGAGGUGGAACACCGGCCCACGCCGCCUCCCCCUCCGACUCGACGGAACUUUCGUCGCACCCUGAACGAUGCAGCGCUUCUUGCUGAAAGCCGGGACCUUGGCGAGUUAACACGUGUGGUGAACGGUGACGGGGUACCGCUGCAUGCCAGCCCUUCACCAAUCUCUUCAAGUGACACAAAUGUGACGGAUAACCAUCCAGCCUACCAGGGGUUCGGUCGUGCAUUGACUUCUCCGAAUAUCGAGACGUCUGCCCCGGCGAAUGCGAGCAAUAACGGACAAAGCUGCAGCAGCACAACGCAAGCGCAGGAGCCGGAGGUUAUCGAGGAUUUGAAGUACGAGGAUGCAGGCACGCCCCUUACAAUCAAUACUAGUCGUCACAGCGUUCCCAGCGAUGAUACGGUAUGUGUUACGGAAGACCACGCACGCGACUUCAGUAAAGCAUCUCCGGGUGGACCAGCGAUCGAGAUUCAUCCUCUCCAGCCUCUCAAGCCAGAAGUUACUGGGGCGGUGCCGAUCGAAGUCAACCGAGAGGUGGAGGAAGAUGCGGAGGGAGAAGAGGACGCAGACGCCGAGGGUGAGCUGGACAUGGAUGGGUAGCGUGGCUUUUUGGUUUGUUUUCAUUCUGUUGUUGUUCCUGGAACCUGUUUGUGUAUAGAAAUUGUACUGUAGCUUGCUCGCGUGAUGGUCCUCAUGCUGGCUCUGUUCGGUUAACGGUCCGAUAAGGCAGGAAACCUUAUUCAAUUCUUGAGGACAUGCGGUCUUCCCUUUUUCAAGUCUAUCUCACAGUGGAUGAUUUCGGUAUAAGUAC